GGCAGGUAGGCGGCUUCCCCUUUCUCCGCAUGGGAACGUUGUUCGCCAAGACCGCCUCCAGUUUGUUUCCUGCGCUAUUCGGCCGGCAUUUGGGAGGAAGAAAUAGAUAGACGACAUUAACCAAGCCAAACCGAGCUGAUCAAUGUCGUUCUGACCCGCAGCCCACGUGCAGAUACAGUUGUUAAAGGGCCAUGGACCCCGGACGGACGCGGUUGCAAUUACUCGAGAAGUAUCCCAUCCGGCCAAUUCCUCGUUUGCAUCUCAACCCCGUAGAAGCACGCAGACCUAAGCGGUACCUGGGGCACCAACCGCUGCCCAGUGGAUUUAACGACACGCCGAAAGAGAGCCCACGGCCACACUCGCGAUGGCAAACGGCGAGAAAUGGACUGACCACUGGCGGUGUUUUGUGGCCUGUGGCAUACUAGUCCUGUCUCCCUUCCAGUAUGGCGUGGAUUUCGGUCUCAUUGGCGGCUUGCAGGCCAUGGUGGGCUUUCUCAAGAUCUUUGGCUACCAAGCCCCAAAUACGGCUCUCGGCUGGAAUCUCGACACGAUGCGGCAGCAGCUCAUAUCGUCGCUCAUGACGCUCGGCGCCUUCAUUAGCUCGGGGACAGCCGGCUUCGCCGCCAUCAAGCUCGGCCGCAAGGGGUGUCUUUGGGUCGCCUGCGGGCUCUGUGUCGUUUCCAACGUCAUCAUGAUGGCCACGGAGAAUAUAGGGGCCCUGUAUGCCGGCCGCUUCCUCAUCGGGCUCGCCAACGGCUACUUCAUGACCUUUUCGCAGCUGUACAUCCAAGAGAGCAGCCCAGCCAGGUAUCGCGGCCUGUUCCUCACGGCUUUCCAGUUCUUUACCUCGUUUGGCACCCUCAUCGGUACCAUAAUCGACUGGGCAACGGCCAAGCGGCCCGAUAAGUCGGCGUAUCUGAUCCCGCUCGGCAUGAUCUACAUCAUCCCCGUGUUCCUGUCGGUUGCCAUGAUGUUCAUUCCCGAGUCGCCGCGCUGGCUCAUCAACAAGGGCCGGUACGAGGAGGGCCGCAAGGCGCUGGAAUGGCUGCGACCUAAAGGUGCACUCGUCAACGACGAGGCCGCCGAGAUACAGGCGGCCAUUGAGACAGAGAAGGAGCUCGGUAGCAGCGUCACGGCGCUCGAUAUGUUUAGGAACCCCAGCGACAGGCGACGCACUCUUCUGGCUGUCUGCGCCGUCACACUGCAGGCCGCGUCGGGUUCCAUGUUCAUCAUCGCAUACAAGGCAUACUUCCUGGGCAUGUCCAAGGUGCAGGACCCGUUCGCCAUGAGCAACGUGCUGAGCACCAUGGGCAUCCUGGCCAUCUUCCUCAACUCGCUGAUCGUCGUUCGCUACGGUCGCCGCCGCGUCAUCCUCAUGAUAGGCCUUGGCGUGUGCGGCAUCCUGCAGCUGAUCAUCGCCGUCACGUACGACAAGCGGCCGGGCGAGACGUCGACAGGCACCGUCCUCGUCGCCCUGACCUGUCUGUACAUGAUGAGCUACAACGGCAUGAUCUCGACCUACGCGUGGCUGGCCGGCGGCGAGAUGCCGUCGCAGCGCCUGCGCAGCUACACGUUUGGUCUGGCCGCCGCCGCCGGCUUCUUCUUUGCUUGGCUGACCACGUUCACGGCGCCCUACUUCAUCAACCCGCAGUCGCUCAACUGGGGCCCGCGCUACGGGUACAUUUGGUUCCCGUCGUGCAUCGUGGCCGGCGUCUGGGUCUUCUUCUUCCUCCCCGAGACCAAGGGCCGGACGCUCGAGGAGAUUGACGAGAUGUUCGAGGCCAAGCUAUCCGCGCGCAAGUUCCGGAAACACAUCUGCGUCGGCCACGUCCCCGUCGACCCCAAGAUCCUCAACGAGGACCUGCGAGUGUCGUCCGAGCACGAAAAGUCUCGCGCCGACGUCCAGCAUGCCGAGCUUGAAGCCAAGGCUUAAUUCACGACGAGAGUGGAAUGGACGGUGCAAUGUAUACCAUACCGUUGAUAGAUUGCUGCUGGUUCCGCGCGAUGGUAUACUUCGACUAUCAAAGCAUGUAUAAUCACAACCAAAAUAUGAUGUUUAAGUUUAUUUAAUUUAGAUCUCUUAGGUGGGCGCGAGCUCGGCAUCUUUCGCCGUUCAAUAUCCCUCACUUCGAAGAGGCAUUACACUAUUACAGAGCGACAACAGGCCUCGACACGGGCGAUCCUGCUCCUCCCGAUGACUCUGCCGUCCAAGGCGGUCCAGUAGAGGAUACCGGAGCAAUUUAUAGCGUCAGGAUUGGGAUCCGGCACUUCUCGAAUGGGCGACUGAGGUAGAACACCACGUGGUACUACGUAGUGCUUUAUGUAAACCUGAGAACUAAUUAGUCCAGGAACGAAGAGAGGGGGAGGUGAUUUGAAGCCGUAGUAUAGAGUUAGUUCGUAAUAAUUGCAUCGAC
Lasiosphaeria miniovina is the source of this 2414-nucleotide messenger RNA. Its product is annotated as general substrate transporter. The record is from RefSeq and is a predicted model, not a curated record. The coding region runs from base 365 to 1933 and encodes 522 amino acids. The transcript has 7 exons. Lineage: Eukaryota; Fungi; Ascomycota; Sordariomycetes; Sordariales; Lasiosphaeriaceae. Gene Ontology annotation, cellular component: membrane. Gene Ontology annotation, molecular function: carbohydrate:proton symporter activity. Gene Ontology annotation, biological process: transmembrane transport; carbohydrate transport.